UAAUUCAAACUGAUUUUAAAUUUAUAACCGUUAAUGUUCAAAAACACGCACUGCACGUGUCUUAUUUAACUGUUUAUUAUAGGAAACACUUAUUUUAAUUUAUUGAUUUAUACAGUUUUAACAAUUUAUUUAGUAACAUUUUACAUCAUUAUUAUUAUUAUUAUUUAAUUACAUUAUAUUAUUGCUGUUAUUUUAAGAGGUUGGGCAGGAGGGAUAUAUCAUAAUAAUGUAACCCUCCGCAGAGUAAUGGGAUUACUAUAUUUACUAUAAAUAAAAUCUCUUUGGUUGUUUUUCACACUAUUUUUCUUUCUUUUGAGACAUAAUUACUGUAAGUGGUCACGGUUAAACCAGAAAGAGUAUAAACACUUUAUUAGAAUAGCUACAGAUAAACCAAAUCAAAGAGAGAAAGAGAGGAGGGAAAUACUAAUUUAACUUUACAUUGUUGAGCAUAGUAUUUACUUUAAAAAGCUGAUAAAUGAGACAGAUUGUGUUAAAUAUGGACUCAUAAUCACAGCACAGAUAAACAUUAAUUAGUUAUUUUAGGAUCCAACCAGAAGGGGGCAGCGUAGGGACACGAGCUGAGGUAAAAAUAAACAACAUGUUCUCGGUUAACGCCCGAGAAAACAGCUCCAGUCCAGCACAGAAGGUUUAUUUAUAACAUCUAUUCUUUAAAGUUGUCUCAGUGUAAAACCCCCCACAGGCUCAGAGGAGCAGCUGUGGUUGUUGGACCGACUCUCCGCUUUUAGAGGAGAAAGAAAGGACGACUGUGACUCGGCAGAAAAAGCUCCACUCUACAUAACCUACGCCCCGUAUCUAUAGCCCGUUUCUACCCGGGGAUGGGGGCCGAGAACCGGUUCCACAUCACUCGACCCAUCGGUUGGAUAUUACAACAAAACAAUGACACCAAACUCCUGCGUCUACACUGCUGAACUCUAACUACUUUAACUUUACUUUGAUGUAAAGUCAGAAUCAGAAAUACUUUAUUGAUCCCCGGGAGGACGUUUGUGCGUUACAGUUGUUCCACUCACACAACGUUAAAGGAAUAGUACUUAUAUAGAAUAUCUAACACAAUAUAUAGAAUAUAAAUGAAUGUAUGUACGUAUAGUAAAAAGUAAAAAUAAAAAGACAUAAGAGCCUAAGAGAACUUUAUCUGAACUAACUCAGAGGUAAUAAAUCAGUUUAAGUGAAGCUGAAAACCUGCGUAGGCCGACUUUAUCUCCACACAGAGAACAAACAAUAGAUAAAAGGUCCCUUUGCAGUCAGACUGGCAGGAGGAUCAGGACCAGACAAGUCCUGGAGGGAGGUGAAGUUGGACUCGGUAUCAAGCUGAGUUGAACUGUGGCCGUCAGGAGAAGAAGGAGAGGAGGAGGAGGAGGAGGAGGGGAAGAGGACGGAGGCGCGGCCAUGUCGGUGGCGUGGCGUGAAGACGAGGAGGAGUUCAGGGUGGGAGGAGUUAAAGGAGCGCUGAAGGCCAAACCCAGGUUCUCCUUCACGGAGGUCAAAGUGCUGCUGGAGGCGGUGAAGAGGAACAGAUACAUCAUCCUCAGGAAGUUUAACCAAGGGGUGUCGGCGGAAACCAAGAAACAGACCUGGGCUGAAAUCACCAAUCAGAUCAACGGCCUGGGAGAGAAUCACAGAGAGGUGCGGCAGAUCAUGAAGAAAUGGGCGGACCUUAAAUGUGACGGAAAGCGCCGCAUCGUGGCCCUCCGGGGCCCCAACGGCAGCAACCUGAGGAAGAAGCACCUGGGCCCCGUGGAGAGGAUGGUCCAUAAGAUCCUGAUGAUGAGUCCCAGAGGAGACGGCGACAGUGAUCUGGAGCUCGGCGAGGAUGAGGACUUUCCAAAGCUUUACAGUAAAGCCCCGCCCUCUAACCCCGCCCCUCCCGCCUACUCCUACCUCAGCCUGACGGACAGCUCCUACUCUUUACCUGGAGGCUCGUCCUUAGACAUUUCCCCUCUGUCCUCACCAGAGAAAGACGUUGGCGCCGAUCCUUUUCAUUCCUCCUCUGAGUUCGACUUGGACCUGGCUGAAGACGGAGAACAAACGAUGGAUUACGACGAGAACGACGACUCCAUGUUCUCCUCCUACGCUCCCGCUCCUCCCCCGCCCUCCACCUCCACCUCCACCUCCCUGGACCCGCUGCCCGACGACGCCCUGCUGAGGAUCAAACCGGUGCACACGUACUCCCGGAGCAGCAGCCAGAACAACGGGCAGAGCAGCACCUCCUCCAAGCCUCCACCUGGACCCUCCACCUCCUCUGAUUUCCCUCCAGUGUCGGACGCCGCCUCCUCCUCCGCUGCGCCUCCCUCGUCGCAGUCCCCCGCUCCUCCCUCCUCUAAACCAGUCGCAGCCGAUGACUCUACCUCUAACCCCGAGCCCUCCACCUCCUCCCUCCCUCCGCCUCCCGCUCCUGUUGCCUCCUCCUCCUCCGUAGCUGCGACCACAACCACCGCUCCCUCCUCUUCUGCCCCCUCCUCCAACUCCAAUCACCCUUCUCCCUCCUCCUCUUCCUCCUCCUCCUCCUCAGCCCUCCCGCCCAAUCCUCCCUCCGCCUCGGGCUCCAACCCGUCCGACCCCCUCCCGGCCGGCGCCUCCUCCCGCCGGGCCUCCGACCACGUGGCCCAGAUGUCCUCCCAGAGCCUCCAGCAGCAGCGGGCCAGCCGGAUGCUGCUGAGCUCGGUGUCCCAGUCUCUGGAGGUUCUGGCCCAGUCCGUCCAGCUGCUGGUGGAGAGCCAGCAGGAGUUCGUGCAGGAGUCUCUGCUGCUGCAGCGGGAGACGGUGGACGUCCUCCGGGACUUCUCCAACACGGCGCUGACCAUGCUGAGAGACAAAGCCAACAGCGGACAGCUCGCUCACCAUCCCACGCCACGCUUCUGAAGGGCGGAGGACAAACCGCCAGUUUCCAUCAGUGUGGACGAGUGCAGGUACAUGUCAGUCCUCUACGGAGACAGACAGGUUCCCCGAGACAGACAGGCUUCCCCAGU
Messenger RNA from Morone saxatilis (striped sea-bass), 2984 nucleotides. RefSeq lists its product as uncharacterized. Gene Ontology annotation, cellular component: nucleus. The coding region runs from base 1405 to 2877 and encodes 490 amino acids. The transcript is spliced from 7 exons. Lineage: Eukaryota; Metazoa; Chordata; Actinopteri; Moronidae. The record is from RefSeq and is a predicted model, not a curated record.